Molecule: messenger RNA, 255 nt
Organism: Suillus fuscotomentosus
Lineage: Eukaryota; Fungi; Basidiomycota; Agaricomycetes; Boletales; Suillaceae
Exons: 1
Coding region: 1-255 (84 amino acids)
Source: RefSeq, a predicted model, not a curated record
AUGUAUCCAACACUCGAUGUCACUGAUUUGCGCCAACACAGGAUGGACCUACACUGGAAUUCCGGAGCCAAGACAACUACUGCAACAGUCGAGCUUCUCGAACGACAGAAUAUCAACAUCAAAACACAUGGGAACCAUCUGACAAUAUCUGUGCAUUUGAAGCGCUCGGAGAACCAAACAAAGGGCGGAUAUACGGUGCAGCAACAUUUUCAUGGCAAGUCUUCUAGGUUAUGGCGAUUGCAUCAUCCAGGCUGA